UCGGAGCGCGGCGGCGGUUUAAAGGGUGUUGAAGGAGGCGGGCGAAGGUUUGAAUUCAAAUAGCGUUGGAAGCUGUUAGAGGAAAGCGGAGUGUAGGUGGUGGAGGCAAUAAUGGAGAAAAUGGGUAAAGAGAACCUGACUGGUCUCCCAGGUCAUAAUGGCAAGGCAGCUGCUGUAAAUGGCCCAAAACGAGUUCCUGUGACCCAGAACCGGACACCUGGAGUUGGAGUCCAACCGCAGCGUGUUUUGGCUGCUUCAAAUGUUCCCCAGCGUGUGCCUCUUCAGGUUCAGGCACAGAAACGAACUGUUGUCAACCCGAAACGUCCCAAACAGUUAACUCAGCAGCAGCCAACAUGUCCUGUUCAACAAACAUCUCGGAGUCUAGGACUAAAUAAAACCACUGAAACAUCUCAGCAGCUCUCUCUGUCUGGGAAAAAAGCUGAAGCAGAAGGUAUAUCAAAUCAGAAGAAUGAGGCUGAAAGGGCGUCAAGUUCAAAAAGCGAGACCAAAAAAAAACAGUGGUCUCUUGAUGACUUUGAAAUUGGUCGUCCUCUGGGAAAAGGAAAAUUUGGAAAUGUAUAUCUGGCUCGUGAAAAGGAGAGCAAAUUCAUCUUGGCACUGAAGGUCUUGUUUAAAACACAACUAGAAAAAGCAGGUGUAGAACAUCAGCUGCGUCGAGAGGUAGAAAUACAGUCUCAUCUUCGGCAUCCCAAUAUUCUACGACUUUAUGGUUAUUUCCAUGAUGCAACAAGAGUCUACCUAAUCCUGGAGCAUGCGCCACGUGGAGAAGUAUACAAAGAACUCCAAAAGCUUUCUAAAUUUGAUGAGCAGCGGACUGCUACUGUAUGUUGGUCUUGUGAGAAUAUUCCUCAGCUCUGCAAAUGGGUCUGUAAUUUCAACAGUGCUUCGAUUGAACUCCUUACACAUGUAAUCUUUGUUCUCCAGUAUAUGACAGAACUGGCAGAUGCUCUAUCAUAUUGCCACUCAAAAAGAGUAAUUCAUAGAGAUAUAAAGCCUGAAAACUUGCUGCUGGGAUCGAAUGGCGAGCUAAAGAUUGCUGACUUUGGAUGGUCUGUGCAUGCUCCAUCUUCUAGGAGGUCAACUCUAUGUGGUACCCUUGAUUACUUACCACCUGAAAUGAUAGAAGGGAGAACACAUGAUGAAAAAGUGGAUCUAUGGAGCCUUGGUGUCCUGUGUUAUGAAUUCCUAGUAGGAAAGCCUCCUUUUGAGGCACAAACAAAUCAGGAAACAUAUAGAGCCAUUUCAAGGGUGGAGUACAAAUUUCCUCAUUUUGUAACAGAGGGAGCUCGGGAUCUGAUUUCAAAGCUGCUAAAGCAUAAUCCGUACCACAGGCUGCCACUGGAAGAAGUGCUCAAACAUCCAUGGGUUGCUGUGAACUCUACAAAACCUCCCAGGCAUAAAAUUUCUGAAACCAUCUCUACUACUAUCCAGUCAUAGCAUGGUGCAUGUGGUAGUUCACAGCUACAAAAUAGUUGUGCUGGCAACUAUGGUAAUACAGCCAAUAUAGGCUCCUUGGAGUUGGACUCAUACAGCAGAGUAUAUUGCAUAAUAGCUGUGAUCAUGAACCUUUUAAAAUUGGAGCUGCAAUUGUACAACACGUCCACCUUGAUGGAGUUUCAAGUCACAAAGCAGUUCAUCAUUAUCUCUAUGUAACUUGAAGUCCUCUUGCACAUGAUCCCAGCACUUGAGGCGUAGCUGGUCGAGGGCCAUCUCAACUAAAUGGCUACUAUUUCCAUUUUCAUUCUUGAUACUUGAUAGCAAUAUGAGAUCAAUUCAUGAAUGAUUGAAACAGUGCAAUAACAUUCCUGGAACUGAAUCCCCUUACAGGAAAAAGUUAAAAACGCAUAUGCAGUAAUGUGAAAUGAAUGGAACCAGCCUCUUUAAAUGUGUGCUAACUGAGCAUUCUCUUUAGUUGUCCUGUGUUUAGCUGUGAGGAAUUUUGAAGUUCUACUAAAUAAAGACUUUUAUAAGCAA
Rhineura floridana is the source of this 1995-nucleotide messenger RNA. RefSeq names its product aurora kinase A (gene AURKA). Gene Ontology annotation, biological process: mitotic spindle organization; protein phosphorylation; regulation of cytokinesis. Bases 112 to 1458 code for a protein of 448 amino acids. The record is from RefSeq and is a predicted model, not a curated record. Gene Ontology annotation, cellular component: spindle midzone; spindle pole centrosome; chromosome passenger complex. Gene Ontology annotation, molecular function: protein kinase activity; ATP binding. The transcript is spliced from 9 exons. NCBI's taxonomy places the organism in Eukaryota, Metazoa, Chordata, Lepidosauria, Squamata, Rhineuridae.